GCCAUGGAUAUGUCUGCAACAGACGAAGACGCUAUGCGUCAAUUCAUGCCCGCUUCGUUCGGAAAGAAAGAUGCAGGGGUCGACAUUGCGGCGCAAAUUGAACGGUGUCGCAGGACGAUUGUCGAUGAGCGCAAACAGGCUGCAGUGAAGGAUACCAGCGAUAAAGACUCGGACGACGACAGCGACUCCGAUGAUUCAGAAGACGAAGACGAGUUCCCUGUUUCCCAUGAACUGGUACUCAAGACGCACGAUCGGCCCGUCACAACGAUAACUCUUGAUCCAUCGGGAACGCGCUUGGUGACCGGGUCCACCGAUUGCACGUUCAAGCUCCACGACCUUUCAUCACUGACACCCACAACGAUACGCGCCUUUAAAUCAGUGGAUCCCUUCCAAACAAAGUCGUCUGCGACCGCUGAGUCGCACAUGAUACACCAAGUCCUGUUCAGCCCGCUUUCCGGCAACCAAAUCCUUGUCAUCACCGCGAAUCCACAAGCGCGAAUGUUCACACGAGAUGGAGACAUGGUGGCUGAAUACCAGAAAGGAGACAUGUAUCUGAUGGAUAAGCUCAAAACAAAGGGCCAUGUUUCGGAAGUGACAAGCGCUGCGUGGCACCCGACAGAUCGAGAAAAGUUCGUAACGGCCGGCACCGACAGCACGGUGCGUGUUUGGGAUGUGAACAAGAGCAUGAAGCAAGAGCAAGUGGUGUUGCACAAAUCCAAAGCGCUAGGGUCAGCGGGGAUAACGAGAAUGACGGCUGUUGCUUGGGGGGUUGCACCAGAAGGCAAUGGCAGCAUGAUUGUGUCGGCAGCGCUGGAUGGAAGCCUGGUCAUGUGGGGAGGAGAAGGCCCAUGGCAUCGAACGACUGGGGAGAUCCGAGGCGCUCAUGAGAACGAUACGUGGACUAGUGGUAUGGAUAUCAGUGCAGAUGGCAGGCUGCUCAUCACUCGCGGUGGAGACGAUACCAUCAAGCUGUGGGAUUUACGAAAGUUCAAGACACCAGUGAAUACGACUGCUCACCCAUCCACGUCUUCCCAAUACCCGACUUCCAACAUCAAAUUCUCUCCAAAUUCCUCGAGCGUUAUCACCGGAUCAGAAACUGGCCAUCUCCAUAUCCUUAAUCCGGCCACGCUCCGCCCCGAACUCAUCACGCCAGUUACACCUGGAUCACCUCUCAUUACAGUCAAUUGGCAUCCUAAGAUCAACCAGAUCAUCACUGGUUCUGCAAAUGGCCAGACUACCAUCCUCUUCAAUCCCAAACUAUCGACAGCUGGUGCAUUGACUAUACUAUCCAAGGCGCCCAAGAAGCGCCAUUUGGAUGAUGACCCCAACUUCACAACCGACCUGGACCCGCUUGGGAUGGCGGGCGAUACCGUUGGAAGUCAAGGCGCGCUUACGACCAACACGUUCAAGUCUCGUCACCCUACUAUCGGUCUCACAGUUUCUGGAAAGAGCAGAGAUCCACGACGACCACACAUUCCGGCCACGACCCCGUUUGCCAAGAACACACCGGAUGAAAAGUACGUUCGUGAGCAUAUUGAACUGAGCAGUAUGCGCGAUGAAGAUCCUCGGGAGGCACUACUCAAGUUUGCUCCCAAGGAGGGAGAAAAGAACAUUUUCACAGGCGCUUGGGACCAAACGCAGCCCAAAACUCUGUACAAAGAUUACGAUAGCGAUGAGGACGAACCGGACGCGAAGAGAGCGAAGAGAUGA
This is a messenger RNA of Periconia digitata, 1710 nucleotides long. Lineage: Eukaryota; Fungi; Ascomycota; Dothideomycetes; Pleosporales; Periconiaceae. The record is from the annotation of a GenBank genome assembly.